Messenger RNA from Amphibalanus amphitrite, 729 nucleotides. RefSeq names its product keratin-associated protein 21-1-like. NCBI's taxonomy places the organism in Eukaryota, Metazoa, Arthropoda, Thecostraca, Balanomorpha, Balanidae. The transcript has 2 exons. Bases 79 to 315 code for a protein of 78 amino acids. The record is from RefSeq and is a predicted model, not a curated record.
CAUUCAGUCCGCGGUUCCCUGGUGACCCGACAGUAGCACACCGCCGACACACAGACGCACAAACACCCCGCCGCCAAGAUGAUGAUCAAGGGCCUUCUUCUGCUGCUGCUGGUCGCCCUCUCCCACGCGUUCUUCUUCAAGUUCGGUGGCAAAAAGCACCACUACGGAUACGGAUACGGACAUGGCCACGGAUACGGAUACGGCCAUGGAUACGGACAUGGAUACGGCCAUGGUUACGGACACGGAUACGGACACCGUUACUACUAUCACCGGCCCAGCUACGGAUACAGAUACCACUCGUACGGAUACCACUGAAGCUCCGCAAGUCCUGAGGUACCUCGGUAACUGUGGGUCAACUCGCUACCACAUGACCAGUGACGAGCAGUGCAGUGACACGGUCAGUGCAGAAAUCAGUGACACUUCGGUGGAACAAGGCAUCAGCGCUUUCGAAGUACAGCGGUUUUCUAAGUGAAUCUUUGAGCCAUAAGCUAAGUGAGAGGUUCUGAUGCAUGCGUGUAUCGACCACCAGAUGUGACAAUACUGGUGUAAUGUUUCGGUAUCCUACUUGAAAUUCAACAACUUUAGAGUGGUAGAUCCGCAUACAAAUUCGUCCCCUUGUAUAGCAGGCAUUAGCAGCACAGAUGGAUGGAUAGUCGGUGUUGCGGCUAAAGUGUAUUUAUUUAUGGAAGCGUGUCAUAGAUGUAUUUGAAUAAAAUACCCACUAAAUUA